GAGCCCCCGAGCCCUGCCAGCCUUCUGUGUUAUGUCUAUGAGGAGUGCGAGGCGGCGCUGAGGGGGAGCCUCACUAAGGGAGAAGGAGCGGCGGCGGCGGCGGCGGCGGCGGCCGCGCUCGAUCCGUUAGCCGGGCGGCGAGGAAGAGGAGGACGCCGCCGCCGCCUCCUCCUCUUUCCUUCCUCCUCCGCCGCCAGAGAAGGAGGAGCGGCUUGCCUGCCUCCGCCCGCCCUGAGGGGAUCCACCCGGCGGCGGCGGCAGCAACAGCAGCAACAGCCACAGCGGCGGCUCCCCUGAAGAGCGCGCGCGCGCACCUUUUCGUUUGUCGUCGCCGCCCGCCUCGUUUUUCCCGCACCACCUCCUUUCCCCCCCCCCCCAUCUUCAUUUCUUUGGCCCGACGCGGGCGGGCGAGCGAGUGGGAAGGCGGAAGCGGCAGCCCCUCCCGCGCCGAGUGGCGGCCGCUGCUGCUGCUGCUGCUACCGUCGCCGCCGCCGCCCUUUCCUCUCUGCCGAUCGGAGGGAGGGGGCUUCGCGGAGGAUCUCGGCGGGAAGGAAGGAAGGAAGGAAAGAAAGAAGGAAGGAAGGGGGGGAAAAAAAAAGAAAAAAAAGAGGGCGGGCGGGCGCCUCCGCCGCCGCCGCCGCCGGGCCCGCCCCCCUCGGCGCCUGUGCGGCUGCUGCUGCUUGUGCUGCCCCGCUCGGCCCGGCUAGACAUGCCCCGCUCUGGAGGCCGGGCUCGCCGAGGAGGACCAUGACUGCGGCGGCGAACGGGGCGAGCCUGGAGGACUGUCACUCCAACCUCUUCUCGCUGGCGGAACUGACAGGCAUCAAGUGGCGUAGGUACAACUUUGAAGGUCAUGGAGACUGUGGACCUAUUAUCUCAGCCCCUGCUCAAGAUGACCCAAUUCUCUUGAGUUUCAUCCGAUGUUUGCAAGCCAAUCUCUUGUGUGUCUGGCGCCGUGAUGUCAAACCGAAUUGUAAGGAGCUAUGGAUAUUUUGGUGGGGAGACGAACCGAACCUGGUAGAUGUAAUACACCAUGAGCUACACAUGAUCGAAGAGGGAUUUUGGAGAACGGGCUUUCGUACGAAUGCAGGACGCUGCUUUUCAAGGCAAUCCACAAUCUGUUGGAAAGAUGCCUGAUGGACAAAAACUUUGUCAGGAUCGGGAAGUGGUUCAUCCGUCCAUACGAAAAAAAUGAGAAGCCUAUUAACAAAAGUGAGCAUUUGUCCUGCGCCUUCACAUUCUUCCUCCAUGGGGAAAGCAACGUGUGCACAAGUGUGGAGAUCGCACAGCACCAACCGAUCUACCUUAUCAGUGAGGAGCACCUACACAUGGCCCAGUCAUCUCCCAUGCCUUUUCAAGUGUUGAUCAGUCCGUACGGCUUAAGUGGUACUUUAACAGGCCAAGCUUACAAGAUGUCCGACCCGGCGACCAGGAAGCUAAUUGAAGAAUGGCAGUAUUUUUAUCCCAUGGUGCUGAAGAGGAAGGAGAGCGUGAAAGAGGAAGAGGAGCUGGGAUACGACGAUGACUUUCCCGUGGCCGUAGAAGUCAUUGUUGGUGGUGUCCGAAUGGUAUACCCUUCUGCCUUUGUUCUUAUCUCUCAAAACGACAUUCCCGUGUCUCAGAGCACUUCCACGCCAGGAAGCCACAACAGCGUGGCACAGCAAGGAGCUGGAACCUUGAAAGACACCAGCAGUUGUGGAAUGUUGCUCACCCCACCCACUUCUCCGGAACAGACCGUCAUAGGUGACAGUGGAGGCAUUCCAACCAUCGUCAAUCAUUCAGCUGCACCAGAUGGAAUGGUCACUAUGCAGAGUCCCAAAAAAUCGGGGAAGAUCCCGCCCAAAUUUCAGAACUGUAUGGUCCACCGAGUUUGGAAAGAAUGCAUCCUCAAUAGGACACAGUCCAAAAGGAAUCCCGUUCCCGCUACCAAUAUGGAGGAAGAUGCCCCCGUCAGCUGUGUUUCUUGGGAUUUUGUGGAUCCAGCCCAAAGAGUCCCCUGCUCUUGUUCCAGGCACAAACUCCUGAAGCAACGCUGUGCUGUCGGCUCCAGUCGUCCACCCACGAUAUCGCAGCCGGGGUUCGGAGGGGGAACCUCCUCCUCUUCCACUUUACCCCCUCCUACCUCUAAGCACAAAACCACCGAGAGGCAGGAGAAAUCGGAGAAAGUUCAGAAGAGGUUGUUGCUGCCAUUUCAUCAUCGUCCCUCGGUCACCGAAGACCUGUGCCUGGAGCAGGACCCUUCGGGACAGAAGCUGGCCUUGGCCGGAGUGGAACCUUCCUUAGAAGCUGCGAGUAAUAGGAAGUACGAGAAGCAGCUGUCCCUGCCUCCCCGACACCCGAGCAAGCCAGCCAAUUCGAAUCCUAUGGAUUCUCCCCGUUCCCCCAUAUCUCCUCUGCCUCCGACCCUCAGCCCCCAGCCCAGGGGACAGGAAUCCGACACUUUGGAUCCGUCGUCCGAUCCUGGCAACCCGACCCUCUACAGCAAUGGAUUAGAACUUCAGCCCAUGGCCAGCGCGGAGGAUCGGACGGUCCUCGUGGGUCAAAGGUUGCCUCUGAUGGCCGAAGUCAGCGAGACAGCUUUGUACUGCGGGAUCGUACACCACCAGGAGUCAUCCAACAAAUGGCAGGGAUAUUCUCUUCCUCUCCCCAGCAAUCUAGAAUUCAGGCCUCCGGAACUCCAGUGUGAGAUCCACGACCUCAAGAUGGACAUGGCAUUGGAAAACAGUCCGCUGAAAAGGUUCUUAGCACAGCCUAAUAAAAGAUUUAAAAUCAUGGAGGAGACCCUACCUGUUCAAGCAGUAAAUUAUCUGGACCCCUCACCGCUAAUUCCUCAAUCUGGCGAAUGCUUGGGAGAUGCCACUGAUCCAUACACGUUUCAGGACGGGGACAUCAAAUACAGCUUCACUGGCACUAAAAAAUGCAAACUUGGGACUGACAGAGAAUCUCUGAAGAAGAAUAAGCCAGAAGACGGAACUGCAGCUAAGGAGCUAACUUCAGGAGGCCAUUCAACCACCAUGCCAGAUGGGAAAGAUGCAAUGUCCAUCUUCAGUUCUGCACCUAAGACAGAUACGCGGCAAGAUAAUUCGGCUGGCCGAGCUGGUUCUGGUAGCUUAACACAAGUUACUGACUUGGCCCCUUCUCUUCACGAUUUGGAUAAUCUCUUCGAUAAUUCAGAUGAAGAUGAGCCUGGUGCUGUCUCCCCCCCACUCCGAUCAUCAAAAUUGCCACCGGUGGGAGCUGAAGAGCGGCAUCUAAGCAAGGAUGCAAGGACAGCAGUUCCUUAUCCCCCGACCGUUGCAGACCUGCAGCGAAUGUUCCCCACCCCGCCUUCCUUGGAGCAGCACCCGGCUUUUUCACCUGUCAUGAGCUACAAAGAUGGCAUCAGCUCGGAGACCGUCACCACGCUGGGGAUGAUGGAAAGCCCUGUGGUCAACAUGGUUGCGGCUCAACUCACCGAGUUUAAAAUGGAAGUAGAAGAUGGUUUGGGCAGUCCGAAGCCGGAAGAAGUCAAGGAUUUUUCCUUCGUGCACAAGGUAUCCAUGUUUCAGCCCUUUAUGGGUUCUUCCAUGUUUGCCCCGCUGAAGAUGCUGCCCAGCCAGUGCCUGCUCCCACUGAAAGUCCCCGAAGCCUGCGUCUAUCGGCCUUCGUGGGCCAUUCCUCCCAAAAUCGAGCAACUUCCUUUGCCACCUGCAGCCGCUUUCAUCCGGGAUGGUUACAACAACAUACCCAGCGUCGGAAGCUUGGCCGAUCAAGACUACCUUCAAAUGAACACUCCGCAAAUGAGCACUCCGGUCACGCUAAAUAGCACCGCGCCUGCCAGUAACAGCGGGGCGGGGGUCUUGCCGUCCCCGGCCACCCCUCGCUUCUCUGUCCCGACCCCACGCACACCCAGGACUCCACGGACUCCGAGAGGUGGGGGCACAGCCAGCGGGCAAGGGUCUGUCAAAUACGACAGCACGGACCAAGGCUCGCCAGCUUCCACGCCUUCCACCACUCGGCCCCUCAAUUCUGUGGAACCGGGCACCGUCCUGCCCAUCCUGGAAGCCCACAGCCUUUACGUCAUGCUUAUCCUCUCCGACUCCGUGCUGAACAUUUUCAAGGAUAGCAACUUCGACAGCUGCUGCAUAUGCGCCUGCAACAUGAACAUCAAGGGCGCCGACGUCGGGCUGUACAUCCCCGACUCGUCGAAAGAGGACCAAUAUCGCUGCACUUGUGGGUUCAGCGCGAUCAUGAACCGCAAGCUAGGGUACAACUCGGGCCUGUUCAUUGAGGACGAGUUAGAUAUUUUCGGCAGGACUUCAGACAUCGGCCAAGUGGCCGAAAGGAGGCUGAUGAUGUGUCAGAACACCGUAAUCCCUCAGCUGGGAGAAGGUGCCAAAAGGGUCCAGGAGCCGCCCGUGAGCCUCCUCCUCCUCCUUCAAAAUCAGCACACCCAACCUUUCACCUCCCUGAGCUGCUUGGACUACAUGUCUGUCACAAGUCGGCCGACGCUGUCUUACACGAGCUGGAGUUACGAUAGGGUUCAGGCUGAGAGCCACGACUCCUGGAACGAGUGCUUUAACGCCCUGGAGCAAGGCCGCCAGUAUGUGGACAACCCCACAGGCGGCAAAGUGGACGAAGCUCUUGUCCGAAGCGCUACCGGUCACUCUUGGCCACACAGCAACGUCCUGGACAUCAGCAUGCUUUCCUCCCAAGACGUGGUGCGCAUGCUUCUCUCCCUUCAGCCUUUCCUGCAAGAUGCCAUUCAGAAGAAGAGGACUGGCAGGACCUGGGAGAACAUCCAGCAUGUUCAAGGGCCCCUCACCUGGCAGCAAUUCCAUAAAAUGGCAGGACGGGGAACUUACGGUUCCGAAGAGUCGCCUGAGCCUCUCCCGAUACCCACCUUGUUGGUUGGCUAUGACAAGGACUUCCUGACAAUCUCUCCAUUCUCCCUGCCAUUCUGGGAGAGGCUGCUCUUAGAUCCUUACGGGGGUCACCGCGAUGUCGCCUACAUCGUGGUGUGUCCAGAAAACGAGGCCUUGCUUGACGGAGCCAAAACUUUCUUCAGGGACUUAAGCGCCGUAUAUGAGAUGUGUCGGCUUGGUCAACACAAACCCAUCUCUAAAGUGUUGCACGAUGGGAUCAUGCGCGUGGGGAAGACGGUGGCCCAGAAGCUGGCCGAUGAGCUUGUGAGCGACUGGUUCAACCCACCCUGGGGCAACGAAGACUGUGACAAUCAUUCCAGGCUCAAACUUUAUGCGCAAGUUUGUCGUCACCACCUAGCACCUUACUUAGCUACCUUGCAACUUGAUAGCAGUCUGCUGACGCCACCCAAGCACCAACCGGCACCUCCAUCGUCAUCCAACGUGGAACAAACCAUAUCCGGGAACGCAGGAUCGGUUUCCUCCAACUCGGCCUGUCUUGGACCUACGGCUCCUUCGGCUGGCACAUCUUUCAGCUCCUCAACGAAUGGGACCACUGGUCUCCCGUUGGGCACCAGUACAGCCCCAGGCUCUUCAGUGCCCCAGCUCUUGGCCUCCUCCUCUUCCUCCUCCUCUUCCUCCUCCUCCUCCAGUAUUAGCCAGACAAGUACUACCUCCUCUUCAGGGUUCAGCGGAGGCCUACCUCAAGGUCAAAACCCAACAUCUGGGGCAGUUCCCUCAGAGAGACCCCAAGGAAGCACAGUCCCAGGAGGAGAUGCCGAGGCAGGGCAGAUCUCAACGCAGCAACCCCAAGAAGGGCAGGACAACUCUGCAGAGAGGGAGAGGAUAGGAAUCCCCACGGAACCUGAGUCUGCGGACAGCCAUGCCUACCCACCGGCUGUGGUCAUCUACAUGGUGGAUCCCUUCACCUACACCACGGAAGAGGAAUCUUCUUCUGCCAGUUUCUGGCUGUUGAGCUUGAUGCGCUGUUACACAGAAAUGUUGGACAACCUCCCUGAAAACAUGAGGAGCUCUUUCAUUCUUCAGAUUGUGCCUUGCCAAUAUAUGCUGCAGACCAUGAAGGACGAGCAGAUCUUUUAUAUCCAGCACUUGAAAUCCCUGGCAUUUUCCGUCUACUGCCAGUGCAGGCGACCGCUACCCACCCAGAUUCACAUCAAGUCCCUGACCGGUUUCGGACCAGCUGCCAGCAUUGAGAUGACGCUCAAGAACUCAGAGCGGCCGAGUCCCAUUCAGCUGUACUCCCCUCCAUUUAUCCUGGCACCUAUCAAAGACAAGCAGACGGAGCUCGGGGAGACGUUUGGCGAAGCAAGUCAGAAGUAUAACGUGCUCUUUGUGGGGUAUUGUCUCUCACACGACCAGCGUUGGCUUCUGGCCUCCUGCACCGACCUGCACGGGGAUUUGUUGGAAACCUGCAUUGUCAACAUUGAUUUGCCAAACAGAUCACGGAGAUGCAAGGUGUCAGCCCGUAAAAUUGGCUUGCAGAAGCUAUGGGAAUGGUGCAUCGGGAUCAUCCAGAUGACGUCCCUUCCCUGGAGAGUCGUGAUUGGGCGCCUUGGACGGCUUGGCCACGGGGAACUGAAAGACUGGAGCAUUCUGCUGGGAGAGUGCUCCCUGCAGACAAUCAGUAAGCAGCUGAAGGAGGUCUGUCGGAUGUGUGGCAUCUCCUCUGCAGAUUCUCCCUCCAUCCUCAGCGCCUGCUUAGUUGCCAUGGAGCCGCAGGGGUCAUUCGUGGUGAUGCCAGAUGCCGUCACCAUGGGUUCCGUCUUCGGCCGGAGCACUGCCCUUAAUCUGCAGUCUUCACAACUGAACACUCCCCAGGAUGCCUCCUGUACUCACAUCCUGGUUUUCCCAACCUCGGCAACCAUCCAGGUGGCUCCUGCAAAUUAUCCCAAUGAAGAUGGAUUCAGCCCUAAUAAUGAUGACAUGUUUGAUCUCCCAUUCCCGGAUGACAUGGACAAUGACAUUGGCAUCCUGAUGACUGGGAACCUUCACUCCUCUCCAAACUCUUCCCCUGUCCCCUCCCCUGGUUCUCCCGGAAUUGGGGUAGGACCAUCCUUUCAGCACAGCCGGAGCCAAGGGGAGCGUCUCCUUUCCCGGGAAGCCCCCGAAGAACUGAAGCAGCAGCCCCUCGCCCUGGGUUACUUCGUUUCCACUGCCAAAGCCGAGAACCUCCCUCAGUGGUUCUGGUCCUCCUGUCCUCAAGCUCAGAACCAGUGUCCCCUCUUUCUCAAGGCAUCCCUGCAUCAUCACAUCUCUGUAGCUCAGACAGAUGAACUCCUUCCUGUCCGGACUUCCCAGAGAGUUCCCCACCCCUUGGAUUCCAAAACCACUUCAGAUGUCCUAAGGUUCGUCCUGGAACAAUACAACGCAUUGUCAUGGCUGACUUGUAAUCCGGCGACCCAGGAUCGCGGCUCUUGCCUUCCCGUUCACUUUGUGGUGCUCACCCAGCUCUACAACGCCAUCAUGAACAUCCUCUAAUAGCGGGAGACGGGGACGAGGCAAACUUUUCUCUUUCCGCUUGAAGAAGAUGGCCCCCUGGCCUGCAAAGAGUUCAGAUCCCGGUCUGAAGAAGCCGGAGCCGUGCUCCCAAUUUUCUCAAGAAAGCAGGAGAAACGUCCUUCAGGGUGUAUCGGAGUCGACCAAAAUGGAAGGGCCCCUUCCGAGCAAGGGUUUUCAGGCAGCACCAGAUGUAUUACAACUUUUAAGGCAGUGUUAAAUUUGGUUGGCUUGAAACUCCCUUUACAGAACCGUUGGACCACGGUGAAGACAAUACGUCUUUCAUUUCAUUCUGUUUUUUUUUUUUCUUCCUCCUCCGUUCUUUUCUCCUUUUUUUCCUCUUUUUUUUUUUUUUUUUCCUUUUCGGUGCACGGAUCUCUGCUGAAGAAGAGCAAAAAACAAAAAAAAACCCCCCCACAAAAACGUUGCAGUGACCAGUUUGGGGUGGCCGUGAAGCUUCUGGCGUUUUCCUGGAAAACCGUUGGCAUCCGCGGGGCUGCGACGAAGAACGGAUUCUACUAGUCGAAAAAAUAUAUGGGAUUUUUAAUUUUAAUUUUUUAUUUUUUUUUUGUACCUGGAGAACUCCUUGACAGAGUGGAUUGGGAUGAAUGAAUGAAUGCGGGGGUGGGGGUUGGGGUGGGUUUACCCUCCCCUCCCCCCCCCGACAUCCAUGUAGAUACGAAUGGUCUGGAGACACGCUGAUGUUUGUCCAGUUUUUAUUGUUUUAUUUUAAUUUAUUUAUAGGGGCUGUUAAAUUAUAGAGGACCAGGUACAGCACGCGAUCCGAUUCCCAUCUCACCGAGCAGUGGGGUUAUUUUUUUAUAUAAUUUUUUUUUUUUGGCAUACCUCUCGCUUUUUAGCCUAGAAACAGGAUGGGGGAGAGGAGUGUUUGGGGCGGGAUGGAGCAGGGAAACAGUUCAAAGGAGCCAUUGAGGAAGAACUCAAAAGAGUCACAUUGUUUUUUUUAAAAAAAAAAAAAGAAAAGAAAUUUUUUUUGAGGAGGGGGGGUAAACCCGCUGAGUUGAGGAGGAGGCCUGCCGAGAAUUGUUUUUUUUUUCUUUUUUUUUAAAGUCAAUCCGAUUAACGACAUCUCAUGCAAAAUAGCCAAGGCCAAUAACGGAAAACACAACGAAAAAAAAAAGCCGCCUCCGAUCUGACAGCAAUCCAGAUGCGUUGGGGAAAUCGUCAUCUCGUCCACCCGGAGCCAUCAGCUGUGGGAUUGUGCGAGGGCAGGGGCUGGGAAUCAUGGGAGGUGUAGUUCAGUGUGGCUGGAAGGGACAUAAAUGGGCUGCUUUGAGUGUGAAACACCCCGCCCCCCCCCCAAAAAAGGGGGGUAGGUGGAAAAACCAUUGAAAGGAAAGUUUAAGGAGGUGUUUAGAAUAGAACAAUAAUAGGGUUGGAAGGGACCUUGGAGGUCAUCUAGUCCAGCCCCCUGCUUAAGCAGGAGAACCUGUCCCAUUCCGGACCAAUGGCUGUCCAGUCUCUUCUUAAAAACCUUCCGGUUUGAUCAAUGCGGAUUUUUUUCCCCCCCUUCUAGCAUCCCACAUUCGGAUGCACCCAAAUUUCCGAAAUGAUGAUGUCUAUAUUCUCCACUCCACCCCCCAAAAUCUCCAUAAGGAGAUUCCCCCCCCCAAAAAAAGCUACUUCAUUACAUUAAUAUGGAAAAUUUAAAAACAAAACAAAACCACCAUGUGGGGGGGAAAAAAAGCAUAAACCUGACUUAUUUAAAAUGUGGCGUCAGGAUUUGAUUUUGUUUGUUUGUUUGUUUUUUUAAAAAAAGCUUAAAGCCAUGAAAUUGUUUGAAUCGGGGGCGUGUCCAAACUUAGCGACUUGAAGGCUGGUGGACUUCGACUCCCAGAAGUCCUCAGCCUGGCCUUGUGGACUUCCACACUCCCGUGCUGACUUGAGGAAUUCUGGGAGUUGAAGUCCACAAGCCUUAAAAAGCUGCCCGCCCCUGAUUUGAAUAACUCCUGGGAUUGGAGGCAUCUAAAUGGGGGCGUUCCCAUUUCUAAGCGUGGGACAGGCCAAGGCUGCUUUAAAGAGGGUGUGUGUGUGUGUGUGUGUGUGUGUGUGUGUGAAAGAGGGCGGGACUUUUGGUCGUCACGGCCACCCUUAAAGGACCCUUUCGCAUUUUUGAAUUUCUUCCAAAUGUCUUCUGGUUAAAAAGAAAAAAGAAAAAAGGAAAAGAAAAAAAAAGAGAGAGAGAGAGAGAGAGAGAAAAUUUCUAUGAAUUUAAAUAUUUUUCUUGAAACGAUAAUGUAAUGUUUAAAUCAGAUUUAUUAUUAUAAUUAUUAUUAUUAUUAUUAUAAUUAUUAUUAUUAAAAAAAAUAAUCCCAUGAACGGUGGGAAAGGAUAGGUCAAAAGACCCUGUAAAUGGAUCGCUCUUAUUAUUCUCUGCUCCAGGCCGCCCAACUGGAGGAGUUUUGCAAUGUAUAGGAGGGGUUGGGGGGGGGAGGGAAAUUCAGAUAUAUGGAAAAACCAUUUGUAUCUAAUGUAUACAGUGUAAAAUGGAUUUUAAAAAGAAAAUAUUACAUUACUAUUUUUUCUUAAAUCGGAAAGGAAAAUUCUCAAGGCCUUUUGAAGCGCAUUAAAAGAUGAAGAUUGUAAACUUGUAUACAAAAACAAAAAAAAAAUUCUUGAUGAGGAAAAAACUAUGUAAAGUUAUCUUUUAACACGGGGGUUAUUUGUUCCCAAGAUUCACCUGAAUUUUGGAUUAUAGUUGGGUUGACUUCUUUUUAAACGGGCUGUUUUUUUUUGUUUUUGUUUUUAAUUAAGGGGUGAUUUCUCUCUCUCUGCCCCCCCCACCUCUCCAGAGAUCCAAUUCUAAUGCAAACAUUAAAAAAAAAAAAACACGAACCCCAUAAUCCAUAAAUAUUGGGAAAGGGGUUAAUAAGGAGUAGUUUUCAUCUGAUGUUGUUUUUAUUUAAUUUUUUUUUUAAGUUAAGAGAAACUGGUAACAUAUUUAUACAUUUUUGUGCAAAAUAAAUGAAUGGCAAUAGAUUUUAAAAGAAAAAAGAAAAAAAAUCUUACGUACCUUCAGUGUGAAAAAAAAAAAAUCUGUAUAUUUCCCUUUAAAUAUGCAUUAUUUUACUUGUGGGUUUUUUACUGAAUUAAUCUGAAAUGUACAAGCCCUGGAUUUCCUACAGAGUGAAGAAAUUAUUUUAUUUUUUUUAAUUUCUAAUUUUAGAAAUCAUACAGAAAUCAGAAUGCGUACAGUCUGAGCAAAAAUGGGGUGGGUUUUGGGGGGGUAGGGGCACGGUUGUCCAGCAUGCUUGUAUGUAUAUUUCCGAACCUUUUUUUAAAUGUAAAGGCUGUACAUUUCUUGGGAGAGUUUGAUUUUGAGUUCUUUUCCUUGAGCAUUUUGCAGUGACCCUCUUUUUAUAUAUAGCCAAUUUGAAACAAAACAAAACAAAACAGACAGAAGAACUGUGUGAAGUUCAUUUUAAAUCUUAACAGUAUAUCGCUGGUACAAUACACUAAAAAAAAAAGAGAGAGAGAGAGAGACUUUGAUAAAAAGAAGAACCAAUAAUUAAAAAAAAAACCUCCAUUUUAAAUGUCAUUCAUAUAUACCUUGUGGAUGAGAGCUAUAUACUUUUACACACUUUUUUAGAUGAAUAAAUUAUUGAAUUACUGAAA
Messenger RNA from Pantherophis guttatus, 11054 nucleotides. It is a transcript of the gene MED13L, whose product is annotated as mediator complex subunit 13L. Gene Ontology annotation, biological process: regulation of transcription by RNA polymerase II. Gene Ontology annotation, molecular function: transcription coregulator activity. Gene Ontology annotation, cellular component: mediator complex. Lineage: Eukaryota; Metazoa; Chordata; Lepidosauria; Squamata; Colubridae. The record is from RefSeq and is a predicted model, not a curated record.